AUGGCGGCAAAGACUACGGAAUCGGCAGCUACAAUAGCAGCAUUGCACCUAAAACAGCCUGAGCGCGCUGCUGAAAUGUAUAAGAAAGCUAGUGACCUUUAUCUAGCAAAUAUGAGCCCAGAUCGAGCCGGUGAAAUGCUGGAAAAGGAGCCAGUUAAUGUUGACAAUGCUAUUGAACUGUAUAUGGCUGCAUGUUCCUUAUUCGAAUAUGAAGAUCGUGGACGGCACGCAUUUGUUCAGUCUGAAGAGUCUGCAAUUGCAUCUGCCCUUUUAGAUGCAUUUGAACAAGGGGAUCAAGAUCUCCUAACUCAAACUGUUCGUAAACAAACAGUCAUUUUUUUGGAUAAUGAAAUCGCUAAACUGGCUAGAGGGCUACAAGUCCCUGGUGCAAUAAGUCAACUACCAACUGCACAAUCCAACACAUCGAAUAAUGAGGAUAAUUAUAUAAUACCAUAUCAUGUUGAUGAGCAGAGACCUUUACCACCAGAACCCACCGAAGCAUCAACCUCUACUUUUGCACCUAAUCAAACAGAGAUUGAAGAUGAGGACGAUAUAUGUUGA
Messenger RNA from Racocetra fulgida, 561 nucleotides. Lineage: Eukaryota; Fungi; Glomeromycota; Glomeromycetes; Diversisporales; Gigasporaceae. The record is from the annotation of a GenBank genome assembly.